GGACCGCGUGUGCAGGAAAGAAUUCACGGUGUGGGUAAAAUUUCACCGAGUGGGCCCGAUUGGCGGCUGGUGCGAAGGUGAAAGAUCGGGCAUUUCUGGCCUCAGUGACGCAUGUGUCUCGAAGAUGCUGAACCUCCGUCCCACCGCAAGUACUCCCAGCGAUUGUGCGGAGCAGUGUGACGUGCGAUUAGCGAUUCGGGCCUGUUUUUCGUCGCGAGUCAAGUGACGGUGGGCCAGGUCGACAGUGAUUGUCAACAUCGGCGCGAAUAACCUUCCUGACGUUUAUGAUCCGACGCCUCAGGGGAACGAAAUAGUGUUACGUUACACCGCGCGUGGGACGCGAAGGAACGUCGAUUUGUAGACCCUUCGAUAAUACAGGGCCCGUGCUCUUCGUCGUCGCGGUGUCGGAGUGACGAAUAAUAAAAGAUUAUCUGUAAUAACAGCUCCAGGCCGGGCAUGGAGAUCCUAUCUGGCUGAGUGCCUGUCUUAAGAGCUGAGACGGAGUGCGUAUUAAUAUGUUAAUGUCCUCCACUACCGGUUAUUGGGCCUUUUUAAAUUUGAACCAACGCGUGCCGGUCGAGGCUGGCGGCGGCGGAGUUUUUCGAAAUACCUGCCCUCGACUCCGAAAUUUAGAGGCUCGAGGCGAUCCAGUUACCUGGAAAAAGCGGCGGUCUUCAUCCCGCCUUUGUUCCCUCGGGACUCGCCGCUCCUCCGAGGAUAUUGGGUUGCCUUCCACUCGGACCGAGAGACCAUCCUUCGAUCUUUUCGGUAAUUCCCUCGGGUCGAGAUGUCGAGUCUGGCUCAUCGCCGAGACACCAUGGUCACCGGGUCGAAACGGUGGUGGCGGGGCGGCUGCUGGGCGACUCGAAGCCACCAGGAAGCCUACCUGCGGAAAUUGUACUCCAGGAAGAACGUCGGGGUCAAAAAUUGCCAGGAAAAUCCCGGCAUGCCGUGGUCACCGGCCGUCUACGACCUUCCGACGACCGACGAGCACUACCUCGACGCUUUUCUGAGGAACAGGAACGAGGGAAACGUCGACUGUCCCGCCCUCUCGACGCCUCGAGCCAGCCCUACCGAAAAGUGUCUGGACUUCCUUGACGGGGCCCGGGAUUGCGGCCCCGGUAAUGCCGCAGCGAGCCGCGUAUUCGGCAACCUUUCGAAGACCAUCGACACCCUCGAGGUCACCGAGCAUAACCUGGACAGCCUUCUUCACGCGAGGAUUCACCCCGAGGGUUACAACAGCGCCGAAAAAGUGUGCCGCAGCUGCAGGUGUCCUCGAGAAGAGCACCAACGGGGUUCCUCGAGUGAGACGGGGGGUUCGUCGGGGUUGGGACUGGGACUGGGCCCCGGCUCCCCGAUGGCGAUGGCGAUGGCCUUCCAGGGCCCCGGAUCAGCCGCAGGUGCCCCCGGCGUGCCUCCCGAGCCGUUCAAGAGCCCGGUCCAGGCGCCACCGCCACUCCAGGACGCCCUGAUGCAUCAUCAGAGGCACUCUCAGAGCGACGACGACAGCGGGUGUGCCCUGGAGGAGUACACGUGGGUCCCACCGGGGCUGCGUCCGGACCAGGUCCAUCUUUACUUCAGCGCGUUACCAGAGGACAAAAUACCGUACGUUGGAAGCACUGGUGAACGGGAGCGCGUUAGACAGCUUCUUCAGCAGCUGCCACCCCACGACAACGAGGCUCGUUACUGCAGCGGCCUCUCCGAGGAGGAAAAAAGGGAACUAAGGGUCUUCGCGGCCCAGCGAAAACGCGAAGCCCUUGGACGUGGUCACGUGAGUCAACUAGAGAGGCCGCAUGGGACCGGAUGUCGCGAAUGCAGCAGGCCCAUUGCAGCGGCGGAAAUGGCCGUUGGGGCCUCGCGCGCGGGGCCCACCGCCCUCUGGCAUCCCGCCUGCUUCGUCUGCUGCAUAUGCAGGCAGCUCCUCGUUGACCUUAUCUACUUCUGGAGGGACGGACGACUCUACUGCGGACGCCACCACGCCGAGACCCUCAAGCCCAGGUGCUGUGCCUGCGACGAAAUCAUACUCGCCGACGAGUGCACCGAGGCCGAGGGCAGGGCUUGGCAUAUGCGGCAUUUCGCUUGCCUGGAGUGCGACAGACAGCUGGGAGGUCAGAGGUACGUCAUGAGGGAGGGCAGGCCAUACUGUCUCCACUGUUUCGACGCCUCCUUCGCAGAGUACUGUGACAGUUGCGGUGAACCGAUUGGCGUCGAUCAAGGUCAAAUGUCCCACGAAGGUCAACACUGGCAUGCGACAGAGUCCUGCUUCUGUUGCGCCACAUGUCGCACGUCCCUUUUGGGCAGACCCUUCUUGCCCAGGCGAGGUGCCAUCUACUGUAGCAUUGCUUGCAGUAAAGGUGAACCACCGACGACCCCGAGUGACUCUUCCGCAGGACCUCCGCUUCCACCAACGUUUCCAAGGUUGGUGAGGCGGCAACCUCCACCUGCAAGCGAAGGCUCCUCGAGUCCUCCACCGCCUCCUGCCUCGAGACACACCCUUGGUUCCCCUAGGAAUUCGCCCCGCAUGCCAAGGAAGCACCAGCAGACCUCCUCUGCGUCCGUCGCGACGACGCCAACGCAGGCAGUUCCGUCGACGGUUGAUUUUUCCGGCGACGGUCUCGGCUCGGGUGGAUCGAGGCCUGGCGGUCUGGACAGGGUGCUUCUGGAGAGGAAUCUCGAGAGGCUUUUACAGGAGAGAGGCUCGCUGCCGGAAGAGACGCCGACGGAAUUGGGAAGACUGAUGCAGGCCAGAGACAGAGAGCCUCUGCGCUACUCCCAGGAAUCUGUUCCGGCUCACGCCUCCAGCAUGCCGGAACUUCCACCGCCGCCUCCGCACGUCAACGUGAACGUCAGUCCCACCGAUCCACCGACACCGACGUCCAGAAGGGUCCGAUUCCAGGGGGAUGAAUCCUCCUCGACGCCGAAUGUCCCUCUGCCGCCGACACCUCCACCCCCGAAUGUCCCUCGGUCGAGGAGUUUGCAGCCCGAAGAAGCGGCCAGUACUUCUUCAUGGGGCGGUGUCGGUUCGAGGGUGAGAACGGAAGAGGAGGAAAGUUGCUGUUCGACUUGCAGUUCGUCGAGCAGUUCGGACGAGGCAUCGGCGUACGCUUUGCCACCCCGUCGAGCCUACGGUGGAGUGAGAAUUUCGUACGUGCCAAACGACGCCGUCGCCUGUGCCCGACGUCGCCAACCCCCGACGUCGCAGACGCAUAAGGACGCCGAAAAGUGCGUCGUGUCCUGAUCAUUCCUGGUUGAUUUCUCUCUCCGUGAAUCUAAUUUCGAUUGAUGACGCAGCCGAAGUGAUAUAUAACGGGUUGUGAUUUCGAGGAGAGACGGGAUAUCGACCCUUAAAAAUGAACGUGCCAAUUAACGUGAUUAAGGAACAUUGUUGAAAUUAGGUC
Messenger RNA from Diprion similis, 3398 nucleotides. Its product is annotated as protein prickle-like. The record is from RefSeq and is a predicted model, not a curated record. The coding region runs from base 788 to 3238 and encodes 816 amino acids. Gene Ontology annotation, molecular function: zinc ion binding. Lineage: Eukaryota; Metazoa; Arthropoda; Insecta; Hymenoptera; Diprionidae. The transcript is spliced from 7 exons.